CUCCUCCCCCGCCACCUCCUCCUCCUCCUACAAAAGCAACGGCCAGUCGGCGGCUGUUCCAGAAAUUUCCUCACUCCCCCUCCCUUUCCUUCCUCGCGCCUGCCUGCCGACGCCCCUAACCCCCUCCGGGUAGGUUUCGGUGCGGAUGCCCCCGCCCCGCUAUUCCGUGUGGCGGGCUCGCCUCCCCACACUCUGCCCCACAUCCCCGGGUCUGUUGGCGCGGUUGAGCCAAGACGGCCGACAGUGGCGGCGGGCGCGCCGUGAUGGAUGGCUGGCUGGCUAGGAGCAGGUUUGAGUGACAGCGCUUACCUGGGUGCCAAUCUUCGUCACACUGACAAGCGGCUGCAGCAAUCGGGACCCGCACCGCCGCGAUGAGCGUCACCACGCACACACAACCUCGUCCAAUCGCCGCGCGCGCCAGCAAAGAUGAUCUUUUCAUAUAUGACUGCACCACAGUGAGCAAGAAUCCACAAGAAAAUGAAGGAGAGGAUGGAAAGUCAGCAGGUAAAGCAAAUCAUGAGAUCCUGGCCUAUGCAUUUUCUUCAUCGGGAACCUACUUUGCUCUAACCAGUGACAGCAAACUUCUGAUUCUUUUUCGUACUAAGCCUUCUUGGGAAUGCCUGAGUGUAAGGUCUGUCAUUAGAAGGUGCACUUCCCUGAUUAUAACAGCAGCAGAAGAUAAGAUUCUGGUUGCUGACAAAUCUGGAGAUGUAUAUUCUUACUCAAUAACAGAACCAGAUAAAGCAGGAACACUUGAGCUUGGGCACUUGUCUCUUCUUCUGGAUGUGGCACUGAGUCCUGAUGACCAGUAUAUCCUAACUGCUGACCGGGAUGAGAAGAUACGGAUUAGUUUGACUAGAGCACCACAUAACAUUGUGUCUUUCUGCCUGGGACACAGAGAGUUUGUAAGCAGAAUAUUUGUAAUACCAAACAAUCCAGAUCUUCUUUUAUCAGCUUCUGGGGACUGUACAUUGAGGCUCUGGGAAUACAAAAGUGGGAAAGAAGUACACUGUUGUCAUCUGGAUAGUUUGAACCCAUGUGAGGCCACCAAAACUGGGAAGAAAUAUGCAGUCUCAAGAACAGUCUAUUGUUGUGAAGGCAAUUACAUUGCCAUUUUAUAUGAUUGUGUUCCAACAGUGUCCAUCUUCCAGCUUGACCCUGCUGCACAGAAACUCAUUUACAAACAACAUAUCUCCUUGAGCCACAAAGGCUGGGGCAUUGCAUUUGAGGAAACAGGUGGGCUGUGGAUUUUGCAGGAAGACAAGCAAACACCGCUUUUAUUCUACCAACCUAUGGAUGGGCAAUGGCAGCUUGCUACUGAAGACAAAGGAUUGAUGAAGAUGUCAAAGUAUCUGCAUGACAACUGGGCAGUGUUUGAAGGCUCUGUUGGCAAAGAAAGCUGCUACCGGAAUCUCUAUAAGGCUUCUUUUGAUAACAUGGCUGUUUACCUACAAAAGAAAGAAGAGAGAUUACAGCAGCAGAAGAAUAAGAGGAAGGAGCCAGAGCAUGAAUCAAAUGGGCAAACAAAGAAAAUCAAAACAGGAGCUCCAUCCCUAUGACACUCAAUGCAAAAUUUAGUUGUGAUUUGCAAUGCAUUGUAAGAAUUCCAUCUGAGCACUGAAUCUCUUCAUGAGGCAUAACAAAAAACAAGCUGGUUUGAUGCC
Molecule: messenger RNA, 1664 nt
Organism: Hemicordylus capensis (graceful crag lizard)
Lineage: Eukaryota; Metazoa; Chordata; Lepidosauria; Squamata; Cordylidae
Gene: WDR4
Product: WD repeat domain 4
Exons: 11
Coding region: 372-1559 (395 amino acids)
Biological process (GO): RNA (guanine-N7)-methylation
Cellular component (GO): tRNA methyltransferase complex; nucleus; cytosol
Molecular function (GO): tRNA (guanine(46)-N7)-methyltransferase activity; protein binding
Source: RefSeq, a predicted model, not a curated record